AUGACGAGACGAGCAUCGCGGUGGAGCCUGCCUGACCUUGCAUUGUCUUUUCAACCGGAUCCAAGUCGACAGUCUCAAUUGGCACCAUUGAUGUGCGAGGUCAAGAAGGUUAUGCAGUUCACUGUCCCCUCGCCGUCACCUCCGUUCCUUUACUUGAGCAUGACCUCGCCGCUUCUGCCGAACGGCUUCGCCACCGAGCCGGCGACCUCGGCAACCGAACCGUCCUCAUGCAUAGGCGCGUCGCCCAACCAUGAACGAACGGUGGGCAGGAUCGAAUCGAAUCGGCAAAGACACCGAACCGGAACCGGAACCCGAACUGGAAUCGGCUCCAAGCCUGACGAACCGAGCCGGCAGGAUUCGAAGCACAAUCGCUCGGUCGAUGCCUGCAACGCCACCGUCUUCCAUCCGCGGCCGUUCGAGGAGAUAUACACCGAACAGGCCUAUCUCACCGCCUCGCUUCAGGUCCAGACGCGGCGGGCCGGUGAACUGAUUCGACGAUACUGCUCGGCCGACGAAGAGUUGACGACGGUGCAGGAGAGCAAAAGGAGAAGGAGUCUGCGCAAGCAUCUCAACCUGCUGCGCCUGCAGAUCAACGCUGCGGCCGAGCAGGAGAAGGUCAUAUUCAUGAGGCUCAGUGAGCUGUACCUCGAGGCGCAAAGUCGACAAACCUGGGGGUGGGCACGCCAACAGAGGCAGUCAACAAAGGCAGAGUCUGGAACGAUAGUGGCAUCAGACAACCCAUCCUCUCCAGAUACACAGAGCUCGUCCUGCGCCACCACGAGGUCUUGGUCACCCUUGAACGGGGCUACGCCGGAGUUUGUGCCGGGAAACCGGUUGGCGCAGCUUGCGGACGCGACCUCUGUGGCGAAGUCCCUUCCGGAGAGAAAGCUGGCGGCGGAUCAAGCACCCAGUGGACCGAAGAACACACGACGGACUCCUUUCCCGGCGCCGGAGACGACGCACGAGGGCGGUGGGGACUUUGGGUGCAACCACGGAUUGAGUUUUCUGUACGAGAAGUACGGUGAGCAUCAGAGAGAGGAGGAAUCCCAGCGGGGACACACUCCGCACGAGCAUGAGCCAGUUCGGCUGAAGCGACUCAGCUUGCCAAAUCUAACAUCGAUAUGGCCCGGCUAA
Messenger RNA from Drechmeria coniospora, 1134 nucleotides. RefSeq lists its product as uncharacterized. NCBI's taxonomy places the organism in Eukaryota, Fungi, Ascomycota, Sordariomycetes, Hypocreales, Ophiocordycipitaceae. The transcript has a single exon. Bases 1 to 1134 code for a protein of 377 amino acids. The record is from RefSeq and is a predicted model, not a curated record.